AAAUCUCUUCACCGUCACGAGCUCCAAGGCGGGGUUACAGACCAGCAUGGAGUAGAGGCACCGCGAGAAGGAGCCGCAGCAGCCCGAGUUAUGCAGCUGCUCGCCUUGUGAACACAAUCCCGCAAAAGCAAAGUCCAAAAGUAACCAUGUACUCCCCGUACUGCCUGACCCAGGAUGAAUUCCACCCCUUCAUUGAAGCUCUCCUUCCGCAUGUCCGUGCCUUUUCCUACACAUGGUUCAAUCUGCAAGCUCGGAAGCGAAAGUACUUUAAGAAGCACGAGAAGCGAAUGUCAAAGGAUGAGGAACGAGCUGUGAAGGAUGAAUUACUUGGUGAAAAGCCUGAGAUCAAGCAGAAAUGGGCAUCCCGACUCCUGGCCAAGCUACGCAAGGAUAUCCGCCCAGAGUUUCGUGAGGACUUUGUCUUGACCAUCACAGGCAAGAAAGCUCCGUGUUGUGUCCUCUCCAAUCCAGAUCAGAAAGGCAAAAUUCGCAGGAUUGACUGCCUGAGGCAGGCUGACAAGGUUUGGAGGCUGGACCUAGUUAUGGUCAUCUUGUUCAAAGGGAUCCCCCUUGAAAGUACUGAUGGGGAGCGGCUAUACAAGUCGCCGCAGUGCUCAAACCCGGGCCUUUGCGUCCAGCCACACCACAUUGGAGUCACAAUUAAAGAACUGGAUCUUUACUUGGCGUAUUUUGUUCACACUCCUGAAUCCGGACAAUCAGACAAUUCAAACCAGCAAGGAGACGCGGACAUUAAACCACUGCCCAAUGGGCAUUUGACUUUCCAGGACUGUUUUGUGACAUCAGGCGUUUGGAAUGUUACAGAGCUGGUGAGAGUGUCACAGACUCCUGUUGCCACAGCGUCUGGUCCAAACUUUUCUCUGGCUGAUCUGGAGAGUCCCAGUUACUACAACAUCAAUCAAGUGGCUCUUGGUAGACGGUCAAUAACAUCUCCACCCUCUAGCAGUUCCACCAAACGGCCUAAGUCACUAGAUGACAGUGAAAUGGAGAGUCCAGUAGAUGAUGUGUUUUAUCCUGGAACAGGACGGUCCCCAGCAGCUGGAAGCAGCCAAUCCAGUGGUUGGCCCAAUGAUGUGGAUGCGGGACCGGCUUCUUUAAAGAAGUCAGGAAAGCUGGAUUUCUGCAGUGCCCUGUCCUCCCACACCACCUCCCCGAGAAUGGCUUUCACCCACCACCCGCUGCCUGUCCUAGCAGGAGUCAGACCAGGAAGCCCCCGUGCCACAGCGUCGGCCCUGCACUUCCCGUCAACCUCCAUCAUCCAACAGUCCAGCCCCUACUUCACACACCCGACCAUCCGCUACCACCACCACCACGGCCAGGACUCGCUGAAGGAAUUUGUGCAGUUUGUAUGCUCGGAUGGCUCAGGCCAGGGCUCUGGGCAGCCUAACGGUAGCGGCCAGGGCAAAGUCACGGGGUCAUUUUUGCUGCCGCCACCUCCACCUGUGGCCAGACCAGUGCCCCUUCCAAUGCCUGAUACAAAAUCCACCAGCACUAACCCAGAGGGCGGAGCGCCGACACCAACAUCACCCUCAUUCUCAGCGCCAGGCUCCUCCUCCUCUGCCAACCGGUUUGUCGGCAUCGGACCCCGGGACGGCAACUUUCUAAACAUCCCCCAGCAAUCUCAGUCUUGGUUCCUCUGACAGGAUCUUCAAGUGAAGAAAAAUGAUGAUGAUGAUAAUGAUGAUGAUGAUGACGAUGAUAAUUUUUCACUCAAGCCCUGCGAAUCAGAAUCUUCAGUCCUUAACCCAUAUCUUCACUGAGCUGCUCCUCUUCAAAGAAAAGUAAGAGACAUUGGGUAACACAGAUGAGAAGCUUAAAAAAAAUUUGGACCUCCCUGAUCCAAGGCAGAUUUUGCAUCUGCAUAGGAGAAACUUGUCUUCUCAAAGAAUCUCAUCAACUCACACUGAAGUAACUCUUUGUUAAAAUAAUGUAUAAAAUAGUUCUGGACAGGCCACCCAAACAAUGUUUUUUUUUGUUUAAAAAGGGAUUUUUUUUCAUUCAUCAUGGGCAAAGAAUAACACUCACAUCUACCAGUCUCAAAUCCCAAAACUGUCUCAAGAUUGAAGGAUUAUGUUUGCUGGGAUAUGAAAAGGGAGAUUGUUCCCUAGAGAUUUGUCUACUUAUUAGACUAAAUCCAAGGAGAAUUCUGAAUAAGCUAAACAAACUAAGAGCACUUGCUUAACCAGGGCUUGAGCCCCUCAUUGGUUUGAAGAAACACCUUCAGAGAUAGGUGGAGGCUGCAAGCAAAUCAAAUUUGGUCUUAGUUCCACUCAGUGAAUAGGCCAAUUCAGUGCACCAUUGUGGUUCAGAUCUGGAAAUGGUUUAGAUUAAGCAUUACUUCUCCCACCAAACAUAUGUUCCCUUGUUAACCAAAUUAACAUUGCAUUUCUACAAGUGAAAAUAAAGCAAAAGCAGAAACACUUCUGAAUACCAGAUGCUCCAACUGAAUUCUAUUCCAGAGCAAGGAAUAAAUUCCUUUUCCUCGCCUCCCUCCUCAAGCAUGCAUGCACACACCGACCCCAGCACAAAUCUUUUCUCUGCUGAUCUUGGUAUCUAGUGCUUCCUUGUAUUCCUUGCUCUGAAUGACCUUUUCCUGACUCUCAGAAAAAAAAAUGUUUGGAUUACAUGGAAAAUAUGUUCAGCCUUAUUCUGCAUGAACUGGAAUUCCUUUCCCCAUAGUAACAAGAAAUAUGGGCACACUUCAGUUCAUGGUGACAAGUUAGGUUUGACUGGAAAGUGUUUCUCUUUGAAAAGAAACUCCUUGCUGCUAUUGCAAAUGGAGAAAUAUUUAGGAUAGUAUUCAUUCUUUUCUAAAUAAUCAAAAAAGAUUAGCAAGGCAGCAAAGGGGCAUACUUCAAUUGUACCCCAAACUGAUCACUGGAGCUAGAGUAACUAGCUCAGACAGGUACGUUUCAUCAGAGUACCCAGCCUAGUCUAGGCUUCAGCCUUGUGAGAUUGUGGGUGUUUGUUGUUACUAUGGUUUGACACUUUUGCUGAUCCCUUUUAUCCACUUCAUUUUCUUACUCUUUGAGUUGUUGUAUUUCCUUUGGCUUCCUCUACAUACAGGUGACACCAACAAUUAAGUACAAUUGGGUUUUGUUGUUACUGUUAAAACAAACAAACAACAAAGAUCAUAACAGCCACAGCAGACCACAGCGCAACAAAAUGAAUUGUAUAUAAUUAGAAAUAAUAGAGGCUGCCUAAUGGGUAGUUAUGAGGGUUUGACACUACCAUCUGCAUACCAUGUGCAAAUGCACACAUGUGCACCAGAUCAGUCACACAGUUCCAUGCACUUUCCUCUUUCCUUGUCUCACACUACAGUAAAAC
This is a messenger RNA of Pseudonaja textilis, 3345 nucleotides long. Lineage: Eukaryota; Metazoa; Chordata; Lepidosauria; Squamata; Elapidae. The record is from RefSeq and is a predicted model, not a curated record.